CACCUCCAAGACCGAGGCCAUGGUUCUCCAUCGGGAAAGGGUGGCGUGGAGAAGUCCUGCCAUCAGGUGGAGGAGUUCAAGUAUCUCGGGGUCGGUGUUCCGGACCGUCGUGGUGAAGAAGGAGCUGAGUCGAAAGAAUCAUAAAGGAAGACCCAAAAGAUACUGCUGUCGUCAUUGCAAGCAAGUCUUCACCACUUCAUCAAACCUGAAGAUCCAUAAGCGAAGUCACACUGGUGAUAAACCAUACAGAUGUGAUCAGUGUGGAGCGGCUUUUGCCCGGCAAGGUCAUUUGACGAGUCACCAACUUAUUCACUCUGGAGACAAGCCUUACAGAUGUGAUCAGUGUGGAGCGGCUUUUGCCCGGCAAGGUGAUUUGACGAGUCACCAACGUAUUCACACUGGAGACAAGCCCUACAGGUGUGAUCAGUGUGGUGCGGCUUUUACCCAGCGAGGUCAUUUGACGAGUCACCAACGUAUUCACACUGGAGACAAGCUUUACAGAUGUGAUCAGUGUGGAGCGGCUUUUGCCCAGCAAGCUCAUUUGACGAGUCACCAACGUAUUCACACUGGGGAAAAGCCUUACAGGUGUGAUCAGUGUGGAGUUGCUUUUGUCCAGCAAAGUGAUCUAAAGCGACAUCAACGUAUUCAUACUGGAGACAAGCCUUACAGGUGUGAUCAGUGUGGAGCGGCUUUUACCCAUAAAAGUCACCUAACGAGUCACCAACGUAUUCACACUGGAGACAAGCCUUACAGAUGCGAUCAGUGUGGAUCGGCUUUUGCCCGGCCAGAUCAUUUGACGACUCACCAACGUAUUCACACUGGGGAAAAGCCUUACAGAUGCGAUCAGUGUGAGGCGGCUUUUGCCCAGCAAAGUGCUCUAACGAGUCACCAACGUAUUCACACUGGAGACAAGCCUUACAGGUGUGAUCAGUGUGGAGUGGCUUUUGCCCGGCAUGAUCAAUUGACGAGACAUCAACGUAUUCACACUGGAUAAAAAUUGUACAUUUGUGAUUAUUGCUGAUAUCAUUUAUUUUGAGAGUUCAGUUAACAUGCACCAAUUAAGUUAAUUUAGUUUGAAAGAAAUAAUUGUGGUGGUUUGAUUGUGGGAGAGAUUUUGAAUAUUUUUUUUUUUUAAAAGCAGAUUCUUACAGCUGUAAGAGCUGUUCAGUUAUAACCAGAUCUAGAAAAUGAAAUACAAGAAUUCAAUUCAAAUGUCUUUAUUUUGAACAUGAUGGUAGUGUAAGUCACAGACAUGCUCGAACAUACUUGAACAAUGAAUGCAAGAGAUUUUUUUUUUGAAACAGCAGCAGUUUUGACAUGUUCAAAAAGAAGUAAGAAGAAGUAAAAAAAACGUAUCCUACUCCUUGACGUCAAUACCAUGUUUUCACAUAGACCCUUGUUAUUAGAUGUCAAAAAUCUUGAUGUAUUGAGAAGUUACACAAAUUAAUAACAAUUUUACACAGUGUAAACAUAUUGUGGUAUACAUGAGUAUAAAUCUGCGGAUACUUGGGUGAUUAUUGCCAUUUGCAGGUACAUGUCCCUCUAUAUAAACACUAUUUACCCUGUAUUCAUCUAUAUAUAAAAGCAUACAUUAUUUACCGUGUACAAUCUUAUUCAUUACGGGCAUUCUCACACAAAUAUUUCUAGAUGCAUUAAAGCAUAUAUAUGUAUAAUAGACAGAUACACGCACACCCAACGAAGAAUGAGGAAGUCAGCCGUCCCGAUCGGCCAGCAGCAAUACAAAUGAUGAGAAAAGAUAUGAGAAAUAUUUGUUGGGCCACAGUCCCAUAUGAACUAUGGAUUGUGUAAUUAUAUGAACAGUUAAGGCCUUGGGUCAGCUUUGAGUCCCAGUUCUGGGGCCUCAGGCUUAGGCUCCAGAACUCUGCAUUCCUCAACGUGAACGCCUUUGGACCGACCUGGAGCUGAAGGAGGCCCAGCUGCUGUGCCCAUAUAUUCCCCUCAUCCACACUGGUCCUCAUCUGGACCAGGAGAGAGAGAGAGACGCUCUUUAUCAAGAUCCCCUGCUGAGCGUAACUACCCUUUGUUUCAUCAAGAAACACUGACCAGCCGGAUCAAACCACUUUCUCUUCAUUUACAAAGAUUCAUGUAAGAGGCUGUUC
Molecule: messenger RNA, 2120 nt
Organism: Cololabis saira (Pacific saury)
Lineage: Eukaryota; Metazoa; Chordata; Actinopteri; Beloniformes; Belonidae
Product: zinc finger protein 239-like
Exons: 2
Coding region: 20-994 (324 amino acids)
Biological process (GO): regulation of transcription by RNA polymerase II
Molecular function (GO): DNA-binding transcription factor activity; RNA polymerase II cis-regulatory region sequence-specific DNA binding
Source: RefSeq, a predicted model, not a curated record